UCCCGUCGUGGUAGUCCCAGUGUGGUUCCUAUAUGGUUGUUUUCCCCCCACUCCUCCUCCUCCUCCAUAUCCGGGGUACAGAUUGGGAGCGUUUCCUGUCGGCAGAAUCUGCGGGGAGACCGGGAAGCGAGGCGAAAAAAAAGGCUGCGCUGGGAUGGGAGAGGGGUCGCGGAAGGAGGAGCCCUUCGCCUAACUCGCCCACCGCUUCCUUUAAAAAGAGCUUCCCGGUUAUCCCUAACUGCGCCCGCUGCCUCUUUUCAGUCUCUGCCGCUUCUCCACCCUUCCCAGCACGCUGCGAUCGGAUGCCUCGCUCUGGCUCCCAAAGAAAGAAUUUGGAUCUUGCUAUGAUGAUCUCUGCCGGAUGGUUAACUCUCAGCUAGUACUGUUAUCUUGAGAAUUAUAACUGCUUGUGGAAGCUGUCGAGAAGUUGAGAUUGCACCUGGCCAUUGGGUUGGGAUUGGCUUGCCUGAAAGGACAAUUGUGCUGGAUCUAGAGGCACUAUGGAGUUUGCUGAGUUGAUCAAGACACCACGGGCUGAUAAUGUAGUCCUUCACCGCCCUUUCUAUCCAGCAGUGGAGGGGACUCUGUGCUUAACGGGACACCACCUCAUCUUCUCUUCGCGACGGCAGGACAAUGUCGAGGAACUUUGGCUUUUGCAUUCCAACAUUGAUUCAAUUGAAAAACGUUUUAUCGGCUUCUUGGGGACCAUCAUUAUCAAAUGCAAAGACCUACGAAUUAUCCAGCUUGACAUUCCUGGCAUGGAGGAAUCUUUGAACAUCGCUAGCUCCAUUGAGGCACUGUCUACCUUGGAUUCUAUCACACUCAUGUAUCCUUUCUUUUAUCGCCCUAUGUUUGAAGUAAUUGAAGAUGGCUGGCAUUCAUUCUUGCCUGAAAGUGAAUUUGAACUUCUCAAUUCAGUUACAAAUGAAUGGCGGUUGAGUUACAUCAACAAAGAUUUCUCAGUCUGCCCUUCUUACCCACCUGUUGUCACUGUCCCUAAAUCAAUUGAUGAUGAAUCUUUAUGCAAGGUUGCCACUUUUCGCCAUGGUGGACGCUUCCCAGUACUCAGCUAUUAUCACAAGAAAAAUGGGAUGGUGAUAAUGCGCAGUAGCCAACCACUUACAGGUACUAAUGGGAGGCGUUGUAAGGAGGAUGAGAAGCUGAUCAAUGCCACCCUGAGGGCAGGCAAGCGUGGCUAUAUCAUUGAUACACGAUCUCUGAAUGUUGCUCAACAAGCCCGGGCCAAAGGUGGAGGCUUUGAACAGGAGGUUCAUUAUCCUCAGUGGAGAAGGAUUCACAAAUCCAUUGAGCGAUACAAUAUCCUGCAAGAGAGUCUCAUCAAGCUUGUGGAGGCCUGUAAUGACCAGUCUCAUAAUAUGGAUCGCUGGUUAAGUAAGUUAGAGGCUUCAAACUGGCUGACCCACAUCAAGGAAAUCCUGACCACAGCAUGCUUGGCUGCCCAGUGCAUUGAUAGGGAAGGGGCAUCUGUCUUGAUUCAUGGAACAGAAGGCACUGAUUCAACACUACAGGUGACUUCCCUGGCUCAAAUCAUUUUGGAUCCCAGAUGCAGGACCAUUCGUGGCUUUGAAGCUCUGAUUGAGAGAGAAUGGCGUCAGGCUGGCCACCCAUUUCAACAGCGCUGUGCCCAAUCAGCUUAUUCAAAUAGCAAGCAGAAAUGGGAGGCUCCUGUAUACCUCCUUUUCUUGGAUUGCGUCUGGCAGAUUCUUCGUCAGUUUCCUUGCUCCUUUGAGUUCAACUAUCAUUUUCUCAUCAUGCUCUUUGAACAUUCUUACGCCUCUCAGUUUGGAACUUUCCUGGGUAACAAUGAAAAUGAAAGGUCUAAGCUUAAAUUGUCUCAGAAGACAAUGUCCUUGUGGUCCUGGGUGAAUCGACCAGAAGAGCUCAAUCGAUUUAAGAACCCUCUCUUUGAAGCCAACAGUCUAGUCAUCUGGCCUUCUGUUGCACCACAAAGUCUGCAGCUGUGGGAAGGAGUCUUUCUUCGCUGGAACAGAUCGUCCAAAUUUGUGGAUGAAUCUUAUGAAGAAAUGAUCAACAUCAUAAAAUAUAACAAGGAACUCCAAGUGAAAGUCAACAUGCUAAGACGGCAGCUGGCAGAGCUGGAGAUAGAUGACAACACACAGGAUGAUGGGAUGCCCGAGAGCCCCUGAAAUCUGGCAGAAUACAGGGCCAGAUUGUGUUCCUUCCCAGAUAAGCGAGUCACUUCUACACACUAAGCACUAAACAAAUAAGACUUGCAUGCGCUCAAGCUCAUUUUUGGUGCAAUCAGGUUGAAUUUUUUUUUUUUUUUUGCUUCAGAGUUCCUCACUUGGCACUAUAGUCAUCCACCUCCAUUUAGGAUUGUGGUGCUUGUUUUUGUUUACAUGAUGAAACUUGUAAUUUAGCUGGUUGUUGUCCCUUCUUGUCCCCUCCAGGGAGGUGUUUCAUCUUUAAUAAAUUGUGUGUUCGGUUACAGUGUCACUCAGGUUUUUAACCACGACUAAACAUCAAUGACACUUACAAUAGGGGUGCCCUUAGCUUUGUGGAAAUCUUCAUUCUGGCCAAUACUGUCAGAAGUUUCCAGGUUUUGUAAAGGAUGAUCUUUGGGAUCACUGUGGUAAGGCAAGUCUAAAUUAUUCUUUUGUUCCCCACACUAAACUCUUUUUUUUUUGUUCUUAUUUAAGACACUUGUAACUUUGGCUUGGAUAAUAGGACCUUCAAUCAUAAAUUAAAACAACCUUUUUCUGUGUUCCUUAUUCCACACUGCAACUUGCACAAAGGAAAACGAGAAAGUGUCCAAUAAAAAGCAAAACUUUUUACUGCAUUUUCUCUACCCUCCACACUAGAUGGAGCAGGCGGUGCUGAUUACAUUCAUUUCCUCAUAUCUUGGAUCAACAGGAAGUAGAUUCUGCACAGCUGGUGGGCAGGUACAUUUUGGAAUGCUAUCCAUAAAGAUAUGGGCACUUCACUGUUUUUAGUGAACAAUUAUUUUUCUUAUUUUUAUAUUUUAUUUUUGUUGACCUAUUUGUGGAAAUGCUGACUUGCCAGAAUAGGACUGUGUCUGCUGUAGAUAUGUAGCAUCUACUGUACUAAAUGCAAGCUUUUCUCUCAUGUAACCAAUUCUGGUGUAAUGUUUGGAUGUUUUUGCUGUAUCAUUGAAUCACUUCUCAGUUGGGGAGACUGUAUCUGGAUAUUUUUGCAAAAACAUGGAUUUGUUUUCCUUAACAAAAUGCACUAUUUGGUUGAAAGUAAUGGCUUGACUGAUGGAUAAAUAAUGCAUAUAAAGCAUCAACAGCAUGAAACCUAAGUAACUUUGAUCCAUAGGCAUUAUCAUUAAGACAGUGAAAUGGCUUUGCCCGACUUGGAAGCUUCUGAUCAUUAGCUUUGCGCUAGUGUGUUAAGUUGAAGGUAGGAGAAUUUAAAUAUCAUAUCCACUUCUGUAUUCAGCUUGACUUGCAGGUUAAGUCGAUUUGGCCUGAGGGUUGAUUUGUCCUAUUCCUAUGGGACUAAAGCACAUUCGCAACAUCAUUGAAAGGAGAGUAUCCAUGUUAUGCAUGCUCAUACUUGUUAAACCCUUUGACAAAUUAGUAAUGUUAGGUGUAUAUGUCAGAAUUGCAUUCUGUUGUAGAAUUUCCACUUAGUUAAAGGCUUUUGAAGCAUAUAGCUAGGCUUUCAUUUUUUUUAACAUCUACAAGUAAAAUGCCUUACUUUGUAUUUUGCUGUGUUUCUUUGAAUGUUCUAUAAUACUUUUUUCCCUAUUUCACUUAAAAGAAAUAACUGCCUGUUUUAUUCCAUUUCCUUUAGAUAUCUGUCUCACUAAACAUGCCUGUUUCCCAAUCUUUGGAACAUGCAAGCCUUCUUGAUCAGAUGUGGAUUUUUUUUUAAAAAAAAAAUCCCUGUUUUGAUCAGUAGCUUUUUCUUAGGGGCAGUCCCCCUUCAAUGAACAAAUUUUAUUCUUUGCCACCCUGUCAACUUAGCUGACAAUAUCAGAGAUAUCCUUCCUGAAAAUGCAACAUAAUUAUAGUUGAUUGCUCCAACAAUAGAGCAUUCAGCAUUUUAUUAUUAAUGUGAAAUAUAUAAUCCUUUUUAAUGAAUUUUACUGAAUAUUUUGGAGUAGGAACAACUUGUAGGGUUUUCUUUUUUUUUUGCCUUUUUGUGCGGAGGAGGGCUUGGAAUUGUGGAUAAUUGUGCCUAACCUAACCUGCUCCUUUCACCUCUCCCCAAAUCUUUUUGAAAGAGCCAGGAAUGUACAGUAUUCAUUUUCUUAAAGGUAUGCUGCUCAGAAUUAAUACUGUCUGUAGCUCUUGUAAUUUUGACUAAGCUGUAUUUCUUUCUAAGUGUAGUGAUAUUUUGCUGUUCACAAUAGAUUGGAAGCUGCAAGCCUGUUCCAGGACUUUAUCAAUAAUGGUUCGACUUACCAGAUUCAUGUAUUUUCCACUAGAAGAUUAGAACGACAAAGAUGCAUUUUUAAAUUCAUUUGGGUAUUGCACAAAGGCAGUCAUGUGGUAUUAGAAUAACAGAACAAAGGAAAAACACUAGUUUUUACUAAAUGGGCAUUUUUUGGGUGCUGCCCUUUUUCUCUGUGGCCAGAACCCAGUUGAACUAACCAGGAGAUGUGGGCUAACCUCACCUACUUUUGCCUUUCUAUAAUUAUGUGGUUAUUGGAAAUGGUGACACAUUACAGGGUUGCUUGGUUUAAGAAAUUAAUUGGAAUGUUACUUCCAUUGAAUUUCUGGGAAAAGGUAAAAUAUCAGAUGGAAUGUUCAGAAUCUUCAUCCUGAAUUAUUUUCUGUUUAUAUGGCAGCUUUGAUAUAGAUUUCACUGUAUGUUUAAGCCCUACCAUAACCUUUUCAACAUAAUCAACUUCUACCCUCAAAUGAACUCUUAGCUGGCACUACUGUAAAGUAUUGAAAUAAACAGACUCCUUCCAUAUCUAUUUAUUUCAAAGUUAUUUUCCUGUUAAGUUUAGAUGUGAUUUUUGCAUAUGAUAUUUAUGAUAUAGGUCAUUAUCUUCAAGAAUUGGUUGUAAACUAUUCAUAAUCUUAAUGGCUAAUUUUUGAUAGUUUUUUGAAAGGUAUGUUUGAUUAAAGGGAAGUGUAAAUAACAAUAUUUACAAUGCAGUAUUUAUUAUUUGAAUGAAUUAGACUUAAGUAAAAUUGUAUUAGCAAUUAUGUCAUUUCAUAUGGUUUCAUAAUAGUUUUAAGAUUGGUUAACAUUUCACUCUUUUCCAGAAAACAAAAUCAAUUGUAUUUUCAUACUUCUAUGAAUUCCGAAACUUUUUCCUCAUUAAAAAUUAGGUCCUUUAUAGCAGUGCAAAGAUGGUGCAUCUUGGUUUGGCUGCUUAGUUACAACACAGCAAUUUAAACAUCAACACUUCUUGCAAUGGAUGUUACAAAAUUAUACUUCUGAGGGUUUUUCAUUCUCUAAAAUGUCUAAAUCUUUGUCUUUUUUUCCUCCUAAUGUCUGUACAUGAGGCAGAGAAUUGAGGUAAAUUCUGCAUACUCUUAUAGGGAUUCUAUGUAUUAUAGUAGUAAACUUGUGUAGAAAAUAGCAACCUGGUUUAAUUUUUACAACUGAAUGUUUCAUAUGAGUAGUGUUGCCUUCCAUCUUCUCUUGGGCUCUGCAGAUAUAAUCAAAUUACUGUAUUGCGUGGAUAGAUGCCAGUUCUUGCCAACAUUGCCAAUUUUCUCUGGGUACAAUCUUCCUGCUGUAAUUAUUUGAAAUUGCUGCCACGGCAUUCAUGAAGUCUUCAGAUUUAAAAAUCAAAAUAAACUUGAGAAAUUAC
Thamnophis elegans (Western terrestrial garter snake) is the source of this 5782-nucleotide messenger RNA. RefSeq names its product myotubularin related protein 9 (gene MTMR9). NCBI's taxonomy places the organism in Eukaryota, Metazoa, Chordata, Lepidosauria, Squamata, Natricidae. The transcript is spliced from 11 exons. The record is from RefSeq and is a predicted model, not a curated record. The coding region runs from base 501 to 2168 and encodes 555 amino acids. Gene Ontology annotation, biological process: negative regulation of autophagy.